AUGGCAGCUGCAGAAUUAUCGUCGUCCACUGAAAUCAAAAAGAAGCCGAUCAGCUUUGCAAACAUUGCGCUUGGUGCAGGUCUUAACCUUGCUGAAGUGUCUACGUUAGGUCAACCAUUGGAAGUUGUAAAGACUACCAUGGCUGCCAACAGAAACUUGAAUCUUUUACAAGCAACAAAGACCGUGUGGUCAAGAGGUGGUGUCUUUGGAUUCUACCAAGGUUUGAUCCCAUGGGCAUGGAUUGAGGCAUCCACCAAGGGUGCUGUGUUGCUUUUCGUCUCCUCUGAGGCCGAAUUCCAAUUCAAGAGAUUUGGAUUCUCUCCAUUCAUUUCCGGAAUGGGUGGAGGUGUCUCAGGUGGUCUUGUUCAAGCCUACAUGACUAUGGGUUUCUGUACCUGUAUGAAAACAGUUGAAAUAACCAGAGCCAAGCAAGCUGUCGUACCUGGUGUUGCACAACAAACUUCAUUCCAAGUAUUCAAGGAAAUUUACGCCAAGGAAGGUAUCAGAGGUAUUAACAAGGGUGUCAAUGCUGUUGCUCUUCGUCAAAUGACCAACUGGGGUUCAAGAUUUGCAUUCUCAAGGUUGGCAGAAGACUUCAUUAGAAAGAUUCGUGGAAAGAGCGAUCUGGAAAAGUUAUCUGCACUUGAAAAGAUUGGUGGUUCCGUAAUCGGUGGUGGUCUCUCCGCUUGGAACCAGCCUAUCGAAGUUAUUAGGGUUGAAAUGCAAUCCAAGACUAACGAUCCAAACAGACCAAAGAAGUUGUCUGUGGGAUCCGCAUUUGCAUACAUCUACAAGCAAAACGGUAUCAAGGGUUUGUACAGAGGUGUGGCACCUAGAAUUGGGUUAAGUGUCUGGCAAACCGUGUUUAUGGUUGCCUUUGGUGACAUAUUGAAGCAGUUAUUCAAGACUGACGGUGGUCAUUAA
This is a messenger RNA of Dujonia railenensis, 924 nucleotides long. The record is from the annotation of a GenBank genome assembly. Lineage: Eukaryota; Fungi; Ascomycota; Pichiomycetes; Serinales; Debaryomycetaceae.